GCGGGACUGUUAAAUCGCAAACAAGACAGAACAGAAAUGAAAAUGCUUCACUGUUUUAUACUAGGACUCUUUCUGCUUCCAGUCAGGGCAGAAAAAGAAGAUUUCCAAGGUUACUUCACAGAGCAAACAAAAGGCACAACUGUCACAAAAGAUCUGCUUCUGAAAAAUGAAAACACAACUGGUCAUGGCACAGAAGCAAUACCUACAGAGAAGACGCAUCAACAUACCGCAAUGGCAUUGACUGCCAAGUUUCCAGAGGCGGUCUUGCUUGACACCAGACCGACACAACCUUAUAAGAAAAGUCAAAUCACAAAGGCGUCAGCUUUAAUUUCCCUACCGAGCUCAAAGCAUUUUGUCUCCAGAAAUGGGAAUAGCUCUCUCAUAUUAAAGAGAGAGCCGUUGGCUAUGAGGAUUGACACUGAAUCAGAAAAACUAUUGAUCUCUAAUUAUGAAAAGAUCUCAUCAUCUUCUGCGCAAUCUGCAACAGAAUCAAUGAUGAAUGACACCUCUGACCCAGAGGGCAAUUUGACCGCAGAUGCAGUGAAAGCCCCUCCUUGGUUUCACACUCUUCUUGAUUACAGGAAUCAAAGAAACACUAACUCUGUUAGGCACACAUCUGCUGAUGGAUCCCUGAGACCUCCAGUGCUAUCUGCAUCUCAUUCUCGUGUAAUUGAUAACCUGGAUGCAGCACGUAAUAACAGCAGUGACAAACAGUCUCAAGGCAAGGACACCACAAACCCGGGAAGAGACCUGUAUGGCUUGGGCACAGUGCAAUCCAUCUUUCAGAAUGCUACAGCAGAAGAUUCACCGAGAGGAAGCACAAUAACAAACUUGUGUUUGACCUGCCUGAAAGAUCAAAGGCCAAGCUCCACCGGGAAAGCUGCACUGUCAACUCAUGGCUCCCCAGACAACAAUAAACUUACAGCCUCAUUAACCAGUUUAUAUCAACAGUCAGCUCGAGUGCAGGAAGAAAUAUUAAACAGAGACAUCAGUCAUGCAAACCUCACCAAGCGUUCCAGUUUCAGCGAGGGAGAAAGUUUACCUUACUAUCAGACUUUCCUUUCUUUUUCCUUCAGUAACACUCAGAGUCAUACUCAAAGCGUUUCAAAUGAUUCCCCAAACAUUUUUUUUUCAUCAGCUCCAGAAGCGGUUGCAUUUCACACACGACCUCUUGCUGAGGUGUCGUCAGAAACAAAAGAAGACACCAAGAAGCAAUUGAGGCAUACCUAUCCUAGUGAAGCUUCUGCCAAAGAGAGACCCGUCUCAACACCUACAACACUUUAUCACUCAUCAAAAUCCUUUUAUAUUGCAAGGAAACCAGUAGAAAGUGGAGAAAAAGAGCUGUAUAAAAAAAAAGUAAGCACUGGGGUCCCGCAGUCAGACCUGAUGUAUUUCAGUAAGAAUAACAAAACAGCUUCCCACAGUGUCUCAACAAACUUAAAAACUUUCAUUCAAAGACAGUCUUUGGACAUCAGCAGUGGGCCGGUAAGCAAUAUGCCUGUUAUUAGUUCAGCUCCCCACAACAGUCACAUAAGCGUUAUUACAGAGGGUAGUGAUCACAGCACUGCAUCUCAUCCAGCAGUAAGAAUGAGCUCGAUUGAAGCUCACAUUGCAGCAACACCCUUCAGCGGGAGUAGGCCAACCGCUUUGCCAGUCAAAAAUCCUGAGUCUCACUUUCAGACAAGAAGAGUGGAUUCUUUGAUCUCUCUUCUGAGCCUCCAAACACAAGCUAAACCAAGCUUUCAGACCAAAGGACCCAUACUGACAUUGUUACCAAAGGAUUCUGCCAUAAAGCUUGCAUCUGCAACCACAAAGACACACUUGACAGAUAAACAAGAUCCUCUGACAUUUAACGCUGUACACAGCAUUGUUAAACAUUCUUCUGUUGAUCCCACAGGGCCAAUGAAUAAACCGGUUAUAAGAAAACCACAAACUACAACCACCGCAACAACAGAAGUUUUCCCCAGGAAGUUGUUUCUCUCAGAGUUGAGUCAGGACUUUGGUGAUGACAUGCCCUUGUUGACACUACCAACACUAUCAAGCAAAUCCCUUUCUGAGAAACUGACAAUAGGUAAAUUUUCAGGGACUCAGUCUAAACUCAUCCAGGUAGGAACUUAUGAUGUAGCUAGAGGGAAGAAUGUAGCAUCAACUCGUCAGUCUUAUUCAACAUAUAGUGGGGAUUUAAUCAGAGAGUCACUAAGAGAUUAUGAUGCAAAAUCAAGAGAUGAAAAUGAACAGGUGUUGUAUGCAGUUGUAGAAAAUGGGAACAAGACAGAAAACAAUGAGGAGAUGAAAGCAAUAAUAAAGUUGCAGGAAGGAGAGAAAAACAGGAAAGACACAACUUUGAACUAUCAAAGAGAAAAAUUUAAAGAGAGCAGAGAAGAAGAACAAGAAAAAAUAAUCAAUACUGGAGCUAAGACAAAUCAAAAUGUAGACAGGGAAGGGGAAGAAAUGGCAGCGCAAACCGACAACAUGAGUAGGGAAAAAGGUGGAACGACCAAUGGAGAGGAGGGUGUAACCUUGAGGCAAAACCUGGAUCAAAGAAAAGGGCAAAUCAGUGAUGAAGAAGGAGCUGAAAGAGACAGUGUGACUAAAAUAUAUGAAGAGAAUUUCCUAAAAGUUGCAGCUGAAAAGCAGAGUGAGUCUUUAAAAAGGGAAGAAGCAGAGGAUAGAAGCGAGAAAACACCAGAGGGGAAAGAAGACAAUAAAUGUGUUGGGGAAACUGGGAAAAAGGGCAUGACAAAUGUUCCCUUUGGACCCCCUACUAAUUCGAAAGAAUUUAACAGAGAUAAAGAACACGCUGUUGAGAACCUGUCUCCCUGCCCCAGUUUGAUUAAACAGCUGGGAACCACUGAAAACAAGGGCAUUCAUCUGGGAGAAAAUGCUACAGCUAUUGUGGAAAUCACAAAUAAAUCAUUCACCUAUAAAGUGACAAAAAAUCACAGAACAACAAGUCAGAGCCCAAACCAAUCAAAAACAACAUCUCUUCCCAAAGAACCAUACACACAGAUUAGAUCUCAUCUCUCUCCCCCCAAGGACGUUCUUCCAAAGCAUGAAGUUACGUCAUCACUCGCUAAAGAAAGUGCCCGGAACAAAGUUGUUGAAGCUACAUUUGGACAUCACACUUUAAAGUUUGGGGAAAUAUUAAAGCCAUCGGUUUCCCCAAACAGCAGUGCAGCUAAAUUCACUCACCCUUUACUAAAGACUAUCAGCAAUAUGUUGUCACUCACCACCCAUCGAUUGACAACCGCAGCUGGAUUCCCGAGAGCUGAGCCCCACUUUACAGUAAAUAGUUCUACUCCCAAUAUAUCAAUUAUUUACAACAUCCCAGAUCACAGGCAUAAAUUUAGUGCUUCAGUUUCAAAGGCCAAUUCAAUUUUACAUACCGCAAAUGAGAGCGAGCAAGCAGAAUACAUUAUAGCAUCAGUGAAUCCCGCUCCACACCAGAAGAUGUAUAAUGACUCAUCUACUAGGCCACCCACGGCCACAGUCUUGUCAUCUGAGGCCCACAUCUCCAUAGGCCAGUUGCAGCCUCGCCAAGCGCAGCCUGUCCCUCAGAUCAGCGAGUCCUCCUCCUCACCCUCUUUUGACAUGACUUCAGGCCAGCCAUGCUCAUUUAAACUGUCAGAGCAGACAGCCCAUCCAGAUGCUCUGCAUACCUCUGUUGAUGGUAACGAGCAGAGAUCUGUGCAUACCCUAACGGCAUCAUCGAGUCCUAAAGCGGAAAACGAUCAAUUUCCCCAUACCAACAUGUCACCGCUGCUAAAUCUCAGCCUGUUUGGAGGUGACAUUUUACCUGGCACCUAUAGGCUGACAGGUCUAACCGGAUCAGCGGUUAGCCCUGUCUUACUAAACUUACUUAGGGCCAAUUCCAACACUCAACAUGCGAAUGGUGAAAGUGACCGUGUCGAGUCUUUGUUAGGGACUGCUGAUGAGACAAAUCAAAUCAAGGAGAACGAUAAUGCACGAACAAUGGUGACCUUGAAAGUGAAACAUUUAGAGCUGGUCACAGAGCAAAUAUCAGAGAUGAGACUUGAAAAGAACAGUUUACCUUUUAUUACACCAAUGACCGGCAGCAAUAAAGAUAACAUAGAUGAACUUAACUCUUUGUCUAUAAUGCAGGCUGAUAAACCAGCAAUGAAAAUGAUUCAUGAGAAUGACCUGAUCCGUGUAAAUGGCGAAAAUGAAGCAAACAGCACAGUGACAGUUCCCAUCAAGUCUGUCAUGCUUGCGGUUCAUGCUGGGCCCAGGACUGAGCAGGCUAUGGACGACAAUUUUGUGUAUGAUUUUGGAACACCUGCCCUUGGCACACAUGCCCCAUCUGGCACCUCUCUAGAUGUUGAGUCAGAAGGUUGGCCUGAAAAGCCUAAAAUCCAGCAUGAUGAUGUGACUAAAAUGUCUGUUUCUGAUGUGAAGCAUCAUGCAGAAAAAACACCCGGAAAGCAAAACAAUUCAGUGAGCAACAGUGCUCUCCCUGCUGCACAUAUUACUUUCAGAAAUGAUAUCAUUAUCCUCAGUAAAUCCACACACCAGACUGACGACCAGCUAAUUACUUCUUCUUUUCAAAUGAUAACAGCAGUAACUGAUGAUUCCGUGUCCCUGGCUCCAACUCCUACCAUAGGUGGUGUUACUGUGUCCAAAGAAGAUCCCGAAUCACUGCUGAUGGCUAGUGAGAGUGUGCCAGUUGUGGAAAAGUCAUCUCGUGCUGCUGCUGAGCACAUAGAGCACUCGAAUCAUCAUACUGAGCCUUUGUCAUUGAUAGGGCCUCCCAUAACUCCUACUACUGGCAAACCCACCCGUGCUGUGAAAAGACAACACACAACAGAAACACACAGUGCCCAGCUGCCUGAGGAUAAAAUUUCUGUACGGACUAUUGAACAGAGUCAACAUGCUGCUCCUGCUGUAUUUGCAAUAACACAUAAUAUUAAUGACCCAGAGAAGGACAUCCAAAGAGACUUGCUGCAGACAUCCGACAGAGCUGAAGGUUUGCAUGGUCCAACAUCUACCAUGCUUAGAAAAAUGGAAUAUUCAUUAAUUAAAGACAUCAAAACAGCUCUGACAACAAAGAGUGCUUUUGAAGCCAAACAAUCUCUACUUGAGAAAAUUUCUGCAGCAUAUACGCAGGACAGAACAGAGCAGCCUGACAGGCAGACCUCGCAUGAAAAGACUUCAAUAAGUCAAUUGAUAUCUGGAUUUAUGGCAGAUUCUGCACCAACUACAAGGAUCUCGCCCGCAGACAUUAUUAAUAAAAGCAGCUGUAGGACUAUCGGCUGUGCUCGGUCAACCAAGACGACUGAAACAACAACUGGAGCAGGUGAAAUUGAUCAUAGUCAGAAAAUGUAUAAAACACAGGGUGCAGUCACAGAAAGAGAUCAUUUCAGAGACGAGGACACUGCUGGCGCCAAACCAGAAAAUGGCAAUUGCAGCUCUGACUGUCUUGUAGCUGGAAAGGCUACACUGCAGGCUGCUGACCUUGAAUAUGCAACGCUUUCAGCAUUCAUCAGUAUCGGUGAAUCCGAUCACGGCGUUGAUGAAACGAUGUCAAAAAAGGCCAGGAGUGUGGCAGCUAAAGCUGUUCAUUUGGAGAGGCACUGGACACCUGAGAGGCCCCACUUUGUAAGGAAAACAACACAAAGACGCUUUCACAGAGAGACCUCGAAGGCUCAGGAGGCUCCUGCUAAAGAGGUCACUUUAUCUGAACCUGAAGCAGCUCUUCUGCAGACCACAAUAAAGGCUACUGAGCUGACGGUGCUCUCUGAAAAAAACACAAAAACACAAUUAAACCGAGGAACAGGCAACGUCGAGGUACUUGAAGCGCAAAAUGCCACCAGGUCAGUGAGUGCCGCGGCUAAAGAAGAGUCUGGGCGCAGCCUGUUACUGCCAGAGUCUGAGUCAGAGCUGCCAAAGCUGAAGCGCAGGGGGAGGACCUCAUCACAUCUGCAUCUCUCUGGUAUAACAGAAGUUUCAGAGGAUCUGUGUGGCAGUGGAAACUACACAGCAGAAAUGAGUCUUGACCUUGGGAGAGGUGUAGAGCCUGGCGAUGCUGUACCUGCCCAGGGGAACCUCAGAGUGGUUAUCAACCUAAAGACAAACAACAGUCAGAUAAACCUCGGGGUCACCUCCUGUUGCCUGUCUCCAACCAUCCAGCCAGACCUUGCAAACUCUACCUGCUGUCUUUUCUCCAGGUUAGCAGCAGAACCAGCAGGGAUCACACUACUGCCCACUGCCUUGUCAACGAGUGCCAGCUUCACCAUCAGUCUCUUCCAAAUGAUUAAUUACUCAGUAGUGUACCUACACUGCGAUCUGAGUGUCUGCCUGAGGAACCACUCUGACUGUGAAAGGCAGUGCCUUCAGAAGAGGCGUGCACUUCCCUCAGAGGGCUCGCAAGCUAUUGUCACCAAUCUGAAAAAUCGCAUAUCCUUUGGACCCAUGUUGAAACAAGUGAAGAACUCUACCUUUCCAGAGGAGAUAGAACCAUCAGAACUGGACCUGGCUCUGGUCAUAGUCAGCCUGGUGGUUGGCUCCUCGCUUGUCACAGUGAUGCUGCUGCUGGUGUGGUUGGCCUACCGUAAACGCAGUGACUGGCUGCUCCGCUCGGCGGCACCGCCACGAGCCUGCUGCGGCUGUCUUCACCCAGGAGGUGACUUGAUCCUUCCGUGACCAAGGAGGGACCGUCGCCUUUUACACUGAUCAAGUCUUUACCAAAAUAGCUGCAGACAAUUACAUUAGUCAACAGACAGUGGAGCAGUCAAUCAUAUUAACCACAGAGCAGAGGCGGCCAGCUGCAUCGGCUGGUAUAGGCUAGACUAGACAAUGAGAGCAAUCCAAUUCACACCGCCUUUCACAGGUGACACAGCUGUUGCAGUCUAAUUUUGUACUUAACCAUGAGCAGUCGAUUAUCAUUCACAAAUAGAAAAAACACCUUGAGCCCUUUGUUUUAUCCCUAGGGGCAAGAAAUCAGCAUGCUUUGUUUCCCACUUUGGCUUGUGAAUAACUGUUUGAUACACGAUAAUGUAUGCUUUUGUGUCUUGUUACCUAUAUCGAGUCUUUGUGGUAGAAUCUCAUUUAUAAUUGAAAGAGAACAUACAACACCCUGAAAUGUUGCUUCUGUAUCUAUACACUGUAACAUAAUGUGGCUAAUAAUAUGAAAUAGUGGGAAAAAAAAUAUCAGAAUAUGUAUCAGUGCUGAUUUACUUUUAAUCUGCGUCUAAAGAAGAUUUUUUUCCUGAUCUCAAUCGCUAAUCUGAAUCCUUAAUAAGUACAAUGAAGCAAAAAUACAAAUGGGAAAAGCCUUUCUAGCAGUAUUCCUAACAUAAUAUUCCUUGAUCCAUUUUAUGUGCACCAGUAAAGUUUUUUUGGGG
Molecule: messenger RNA, 7361 nt
Organism: Neolamprologus brichardi
Lineage: Eukaryota; Metazoa; Chordata; Actinopteri; Cichliformes; Cichlidae
Gene: ttc12
Product: tetratricopeptide repeat domain 12
Biological process (GO): axonemal dynein complex assembly; sperm axoneme assembly
Cellular component (GO): centrosome; cytoplasm
Molecular function (GO): protein binding
Source: RefSeq, a predicted model, not a curated record